AAAUGCAUUCCCCCAACAAUGUCACUAGUUAAGACAAAUGACAUGUUCACUUUGAGACACCAAGAUCGUCUUCUGCCCACUGGUAGGCCUUCACACUUGUGUAACCCUGAAGGUGUUACAGAGUCUAUUGGCAGGCCUGUCAUUUUCGUCUGCAUUAAUGGGCGUUAUGAUUUGCAUCUCCCCAAGAGGGUGUGCAACACAUGCCAUUACGAAUGGACACCUGAUUGGGGAGACCUCAUUAGAAGCGGUUACUGGCCAGCUUCUGUGAACGGAGACACGUUAUAUUCCACGGAUGUCUUCAAAUCUUUUGAGGACCUGAAGACUGUGGCACCAGGUUUGUCCAGACAGGCCUUUUUACAGAUGCUGGAACGGAGGACACAGCAUUAUGGGAGGACAGGAAAAAUCCAUGGAGAUGUCUUCCAAAGGAGCUUUCUGGAGUAUAUGGCCUGCCAGUACGAGUGCCAGAAAAUGACGUGUGAGGAACACUUCUCAUGCCCAGCUUGUACUCCCAAAAUGUUGGCUGUGUCAGUGGAUGGGAAUAGGAAACAGUACCGGUUCCGACAGUCACAGAGGAUCGAUGAACCACUUUUUAAAGGGCCGUUCAUCAUGGAAGACUCGGCUGUCACAGACUUUGUUGACAAAGUCAGAACAAAUGUAAAAAGUACCCCAGGAAAAGGUACAUGUGGUACCAGCCAGUGGUCAGCUGCUCGAGAGACAGCAAGAAGAGCCAGCAGGCUUGAUGAAGAGGGGCUAGAGGUGGCUGUAUGUAGACAUGGAGUGCUACUGAAAGCUCUCAACAUGUUCAGAGGAGAAAUAUUUGCCUACCCCUUGUUCCUUCAAACGCAGUUUCAAGCUACAAACGUGCAUUUUUAUUGCACAGAUAUUGCUUGUAAAUACUGGCCCUACCUCGAGAAAGUGGCAAAGACAAUGCCAGAACUGCAACCUUUGCUGAGCAUGCAACCGUUUCUCUCGGUCAUGCAUGCCAAGGCCCAUUCCACAAAGUGUGAGAUUGUGUGGAGUGGGAGAAAUUUGGAGGGUGCUGGUUCGACGGCCGGCGAAGAAGUGGAGAUGGUGAACAGCUUUCUGUCACGUUGUGCCAUCACAACUAAGUACAUGACAAAAUCAGCUCGCAAUGACAUGUUGACUGUCCAUGCAAUGGGAUGGAACAGACGGAAGCAGGAAAACCUUCAUGUCGUGUUGGCCAAGAGAUAUGUCAAGACAAUCCAAAUGUUGGAGGGUGAGACUCAAAAAAUGAAGGACACCUGCGAAGAGCUUGGAUGUCCUGAGGACAAAGUCCAACAAUGGGUUAAUGAUGUUAGAGACUGGGCAUCAAACGACAACACAUCAGGCAACAAUCGGUCUCUCCAGAUGUCCAUUGAGCAGCUAUUUCUAGGGCUGUGCCAAAAGAAAGCUUGCCUCUAUAGACAGACUGACAGCAAUAAGAUUCGGCAGUUGCGUCGCAAAAGGUUAAGGGAGGAAAAGACCAAACUCUUAGCGGCAAUACGCCAGUACAACACCGGACAGCCUCCUGAAGGAGAAAUCCAGGAAGAAGAGGUGGAGAGAAGACUGUCUGCAGAACAGCAAACAACAGACAGUCUAAUAUGGCCAUGGGAAGUGCAAAGUGAUGAAUCGGUGUCCAUUUUGGCCCAAAAAAAAGUCUUCGAUGCCUACAUGGGCAAAAGGAGACUUGUGGAGGAGAGGGCCAUAAUUGUGAGGGAGAUGAGGCAGCACUGCCUUUAUCUGAGAAGUCAGGCUGACAAGAUCAGGAUGCAGAUGCAACAUGUGUCAUGUGGAGGACAUAGUGACAUGACUCAAGAAGGGAGAGAUGGAUUGGCUAGUCUUCUAAAGAAAAGACUUGCUGACGUGGACACACACAUCCAGCAUCUUUCUUCGGCCUACAGCCUGGCAAUCGGACCAAAUGCCCCUCAAUGGCCUGAUGACUCCGUGGAGAACCAUGACCAAGACAGUGACAUCAGUGAUGACAGUGAAGAAGACCCUGAUGAGGACAUCACACACACCCUACCCCCACCUUGAGGAAAGGACGCUGGGGCACAGCGCCUCUCUCCCCCACCCUACCACCUCCUUGAGGAAAGGACGCUGGGGCACAGCGCCUCUCUCCCCCACCCUACCCUGAAGGACACUAGGGUGUACACCAGUCAGAGGUUAAGAGCCAAUAAUUUCCCUGCGUUACUGCAAAGAGCCACAUCAUACACAUAUGUCCCCCCACCUCUCUCUCUCCUUUCUGUGUGCUCCCUCACUCUCUUCCUCUAUGUGCCACUCUCUCUCACACAUAGAACAUGAACAUCUAAACAUUUACAAUAAUUGACCCACACACUCAGACACACCCUCCCUCACACAGACCUCUGCUCAGUCAGAGUUCUUGUUAAUGUCACACACCAUGAUAUUGACUGAAAUGUACUUAACCUCUCCUACCAGUAUUAAGACCAGAGGCCAGUUAUCCUCAAACAAUAACAUUGUGUGCACUCUCACACACAACCUCUCACUUCAAAUAAUGUGAAAAAAAGUUGUUAUCUUACUAUGCAUGUUGCUUCUUUGAACUAAGUGAACAUUCUGGAAUGAAUUGCCUUGAACAAUCCUUAAACAUGUGGCUUGUGAGGAAUAUGUAAACGUUUGUAUUUAAAACAAACCCAUGACUAAGGUUGGUUCAAACAUUGCUUCAUGACAGUUAUUUAAAAAAUAAAUGAAGUGUAUUUUAGUUAAUUCUCCUCACAUGAUAACUAUCUCAACCUUUACCUAACCCUCUGACUGACAGAAGCUCUGCUGACAGAGAUGCACUUUCUCUAUUUUUUAUUUCUUUACCGCAAUUCACCUAUUCGGGAGUCCUUCUGUGUCAGCCACCAGUUUUCCGUGAGCAGGCCUUCUCUCACACUCACACACACACCUACCUACAACUACAAAGUGUUGCCGUUUAGGGUUGAAAACAUUAUAUUGAGUUAUUACGGAGUUAUUAUCUUCAGAAGCAGAACUCUCCCUUCACUGUCACUGCAGUAAAGCCUGCCUCCGGUGCUGCAGGAUCUGCAUUCUGAUUGGCUAAAUCACUUCUGUGUUGAAAACUCUGUGUAACGAUUGGCCUGGAACUUGUGUGUUGUUUACCCUUUGUGAACUGGGAUACAUAUGCGCAAAAAAACACACUAAAUUAAAAUUCUAUAUGAAUUGAAGUUCACAAACCAUGGUUUACGUGUCAACUCACUAAUUUCUUUGUUGAUGUUCACAUAGGAAAGAGGGUGUCGUUUUUCUCAUA
Molecule: messenger RNA, 3262 nt
Organism: Trematomus bernacchii (emerald rockcod)
Lineage: Eukaryota; Metazoa; Chordata; Actinopteri; Perciformes; Nototheniidae
Exons: 13
Coding region: 19-2034 (671 amino acids)
Source: RefSeq, a predicted model, not a curated record